UACCUUGCUUUGAAAAAAAUUCUCUCUCUUCUCUCUCUCUCUCUCUCUCCCCCUGUGAACUAUUGAAUUCAAUUCAUCAAUGGCUCUCUCAGUGAACCCAAAUGCAGAGAUCCAAGAAGACGGCACAACCACUCAAUUCCGGCAAUUCGAUGUGGUCAGCGACGACUCCGAUCACCACUAUCUCAACUGGAACAACAAAAUCGGCAAAACAAGCAACGGCCCAGAUUGCUUCUCCAAUGCAUCAAGCGGUGUCUACAAGAAGAUCAUGAAGGAGUGGAAAGUACUGGAAAGAAACCUCCCUGAUUCGAUCUACGUCCGAGUCUACGAGCGCCGCAUCGACCUCCUCCGGGCCGUAAUCGUCGGCCCCGCCGGCACACCCUACCACGACGGUCUCUUCUUCUUCGAUAUCGCCUUCCCCUCGGACUACCCGACCCUCCCGCCCAUGGUCAUGUACCGGUCAUUCGGGCUCCGACUCAACCCGAACCUCUACGCCACUGGGAUGGUCUGUCUCAGCCUCCUCAACACAUGGUACGGCAAGAGGACCGAGAAAUGGAACCCAGAUGAGUCCACGGUGCUCCAAGUUCUGGUCUCGAUCCAAGGCCUGGUUCUAAACAAAGACCCGUAUUUCAACGAACCAGGCGUCGGGAUUUUUCCGGGUCGGGCUAGGAAAUCGAUGGUUUACAAUGAGAACGCGUUUGUAUUGUCUUGCAAAACCAUGGUGUACUUGCUUCGAAAGCCUCCGAAGAACUUCGAAGGCUUCGUGGCUUCGCAUUUUCGGGAACGAGCAAGGAACAUAUUGGCUGCGUGUAGUGCGUAUGUGGAUGGUAGAGUUAGAGUUGGGUUGUAUAGUGAAAAUGGGUCGGUUUGUAAUUCGAAAUCGAUCAAAGUGUCGAGAAAUUUCAAGGCGACGAUGAAGUAUUGGUGCCCAGAAAUGGUGGUGGCUUUCGAUAGAGCUGGCGCUGGGGAUUCGCUGGGGAAUUUCGUGUUACAGUUGAAGGUGGAGAAUAAGAAAAUAACGACGUCGUUUAAGGGGAAGAUGGCGAAAACGGUGCCGUUGAGGACUGUGGUGGUUAAGAAGGCAAAGUGUGGAAUUAGCAAUGUGAUUAGGAAAUUUAAGAAGGUUUUGGGAUUGAAGAAAGCUGGUAAACAGAAUGUUUGAUACUGCACUGACUGGCAUUAUUAUCAAAAGUGAAUUCUUCUUGAAGACUGGAUGGGGUGGGACCCACUUGGUAUUUUCUAACCCUAGUUGCUUUUGUUUUUGAUAAAAAAAAAUUUAGAAUAGGGUAGAGAGUCCUUUUAAUUUAAAUUUGACUAAAAGUUUAUCUAAGUCUAGUAUAGGGUAGAGAGUCCUUUUAAUUGAGAUUUGACUAAAAAUUUGUCCUUUGAUUUUUUUUAAUCAUAGGAAGAUAGUUUAAUGUAUAAAUUAAAUAAAUUUCUCAAGGCAAAUAAGGUUACAAAAUUGCACACCUUUUUAUUUUUUAUUUAGUUAUAUUUGAUCAAUGUUAGGCAUUAUUUUCUUCAAUGAUUUGCGUUAUUCGUCAUAAUUUAUUCGAAAAAAAAAUGAGGGGAGAGUGUGGGUAUG
This is a messenger RNA of Camellia sinensis, 1582 nucleotides long. RefSeq names its product putative ubiquitin-conjugating enzyme E2 38. The record is from RefSeq and is a predicted model, not a curated record. Gene Ontology annotation, molecular function: ubiquitin conjugating enzyme activity. Lineage: Eukaryota; Viridiplantae; Streptophyta; Magnoliopsida; Ericales; Theaceae.